UCAAUAUGCCGCUAACUUCACAUUAUUGUUCGAUCACCCAUCGUUCAUCAAUCAAGCGGUUAUAAAUUUCGUAAUUUUACUUAUUAUUUUCAAUGUUGUGCCAAUAAUAGUUAUAAUUAUGCGUUCAUACACUAUUAAAAGUCAACAGAAAGGUGUAAAUGUUAUGUAUUGAACCUAUAAGUUUGCAAACGGACAUAUGCUUUGUUGUGAGAACCACCUUUAUCUGCUGUCAUUCUGAGCUUUAGCAACUAAAAUUUUUGAUAAUGAAACCUAUGUUAGCUGUUGAAUGGUAGGUUAUUGCCCCGGUGAUAGUGCGGGUAACAAAACAGUAUCCAAUUGUUAAUGUAUCGUGAUGAGAGUGGUGUUAAUACUCGGAGCAGCAAUCGGGAGAAUGUGCGGUGGCGUUUAGCCUCAGUGGCAGAGGACGUCAGAUACGGUUGAGCAUGGAGGCUGUGAAGGACGAGGAGCGCCUACGGCGGCUCCGCGCGCUGGAGGAGCGACUGUGCGACCCUCGCUCCACUGGCAACGUGGACUGCUUACUAGACACGGUCACAGCGCUAAUCUCCGACUGCGACCAUCCGGCCAUUCGGCGCAUGAAAAAUGUCGAGGCCUACACCAGCAGAUAUGAAGCCUUUGCUUCAGAAGUAGUUGAUCUGCGCUUGAAGGCAGCUGACUUUGAUUUGAUCAAAGUGAUUGGUCGUGGUGCAUUUGGUGAAGUACAACUAGUCAGACAUAAGUCCACACGACAGGUGUAUGCCAUGAAGCUUCUUAGUAAAGUAGAAAUGAUAAAGAGAUCAGAUUCCACUUUCUUCUGGGAGGAAAGACAUAUUAUGGCUCAUGCAAAUUCCGAAUGGAUUUUAAAACUACACUUUGCUUUUCAAGACCAUAAAUAUCUGUACAUGGUGAUGGAUUACAUGCCUGGUGGUGAUCUUGUUAGUCUGAUGUCUAACUUUGAUAUACCAGAAAAAUGGGCAAAAUUUUAUACUAUGGAAAUUGUCUUAGCACUGGAUGUUAUUCAUGGUAUGGGGUUUGUGCACAGGGAUGUGAAGCCAGAUAAUAUGUUGAUUGACAAGUAUGGACAUCUUAAGUUGGCUGACUUUGGAACUUGUAUGAGAAUGGGACCCGAUGGCCUAGUGAGAGCCAGCAAUGCUGUUGGAACACCAGACUACAUUUCCCCUGAGGUGUUACAAUCCCAGAAUGGUGAAGGAGUAUAUGGCCGUGAAUGUGAUUGGUGGGCUGUAGGUAUAUUUUUAUAUGAAAUGUUAAUAGGUGAUCCACCUUUUUAUGCUGAUAGUUUAGUAGGUACAUAUGGAAAAAUUAUGGAUCAUAGGAAUUCUUUACAAUUUCCUGAUGAUGUAGAAAUAUCAAAGGAAGCUAAAUCUCUUAUAAGGGGUCUGCUAACAGACAGAACAAAAAGACUGGGCAGGAUAAGCGUUGAUGAAAUAAAACAGCAUCCAUUUUUUAAAAAUGAUCAAUGGAGUUUUGAGAAUCUAAGGGACUCUGUGCCACCUGUGGUCCCUGAACUAUCUAGUGAUGAUGACACCAGAAACUUUGAUGACAUUGAAAAGUCGGAUGCAUUAGACGAGUCCUUCCCUGUGCCAAAAGCUUUUGUUGGAAAUCACUUGCCAUUUGUUGGUUUCACUUACAACGGGGACUACCAGCUGUGUGCCGGAAAACCGAAACCUGUUGAUGUAGUCGAUACAAUCUCUAACAACCAUAUCAAUAAUGUUGGAUCUGAAGCAAUACUCCAAUUAGAAAAGCUUUUAGAAAGGGAAAGAGAUAGUCGGAGAAAACUAGAGGAUAGGCAAGUGAUGCUUUGUGCUCAAUUAGAAGAACUGUCACAGAGAGAUACUCGGAACAAGAAAAUCAUCGCCGAUACAGAUAAAGAAGUGGCCUUACUAAAACAUGAUUUAAAAGAAAUGCAGCGUAAAGCUGAGGUCGAAUCUGAGACCAAAAGGAAAGUCGAAGCAAACUACCACGAUAUGAAACGUCGCCUCGAAGAUGAGCAAAAUAAAAGAGCUAAAGAGUUUAGCAAUCUACAAACCUAUAAUGACAAAAUUAAUGCAUUGGAGAAGCAGCUGACCGAGUUACGCGAGAAGUUAAAACAGGAAUCGGAAGCCGCGGCCAAGUCGAGGAAGCAAGCGGCAGAGCUGAGCGCAGCGCAGGCCGCGGCGGCCGCCGUGAGCGACGGGACCGUGGCCAGCCUGCGCGCGCAGCGGGACGCGCUCGAGAGGGACUGCAGCGCGCUCUCCGAGGAGCUCGGCUCCGUGAAGGCAGCUAAACAACGCUCGGAGGCCGCUCUGACCGAAACGACCGGCAGACUGAACGCAGCUCACGCCGAGCUGGAGAGGUCGUCGACUCGGAUGGGGCAGGUGUCGGCGGACAACCGCCAGCUGUCGGAGCGCGUGUCGGCGCUGGAGAAGGAGUGCGCGUCGCUGUCGCACGAGCUUCGCGCGGCGCAGCACCUGUACCAGCAGGAGCUGCGCGCGCACCAGGACACGCAGCGCUCGCAGCUGCUCUCGCGGCAGGAGGCCAACCUGGAGCUAGUCAAAACUCUGCAAGGAAAGCUGAACGAGGAGAAGACCGCUCGACAGCGGUCCGAAGCCGCGUGCCAGGAGAAGGACCGACAAAUGUCGAUGCUGAGUGUCGACUACCGCCAGAUGCAGCAGCGGUUACAGAAACUCGAAGGCGAACAUCGCCAGGAAAGUGAAAAGGUGGUGGGCCUGGCAGCAGCUUUGGAGCAAGAGCGCGCGGCACGCGUGGCGGCUGGCGGUGAAGCGGCCGCGGCGGAGGCGCACGCGCGCGCCGCGCAGGCCGAGCGCGACGCACGCGCACGCGACUUGCACGCCGUGCGCGCUGCGCUGCACGACGCGUCUGAGAAACUGGCGGCGGCGGCGGCUGAAAGAGACAUGCAUUAUGCGAGGAGCGAAGAACUCCGUUCUCAGCUGGAGAACGAACAACACUACAGCAUGGUGUAUCGCUCGCAAGUGAACGAGCUUCGUUCGCAAACGGAGGAAAGUUCGCGCGCCGCUCGUGACUUGGAGCAGGAGCGGGCGAGCCUGAUGCACCAGCUGCAGCUGGCUAUAGCACGUGCUGACUCUGAGGCCAUCGCCAGAUCAAUCGCCGAGGAGACGGUCGGCGAGCUAGAGAAAGAGAAGACGAUGAAAGAGCUCGAGAUGCGUGACGCGCUCGCGCAGCACCGCAGCGAGCUGGGCGCGCGGGACGCGCUCGUGCAGGGGCUGCGCGACCGCGACCACGAGAACCGCGCCACCAUCGACCUGCAGCGGAAGGAGGUUGACGAACUACGCCGCAGCGGCACGGCGUUGGCCGAGCGCGUGGCCACAAUGCAGCACCUGCAGGAGGAGGUGGACCGGCUCAACAAGAAGCUCAACUCUGAGAUCAUGCUCAAGCAGCAGGCCGUCAACAAGCUCGCUGAGAUCAUGAACAGGAAAGACAUGAACCCGGCCACUACAAAGAACAAGAGCAAGAUGUCGGUGCGCAAGGACAAGGACUACCGCAAACUGCAGCAGGAGCUGACGCGCGAGAAAGAGAAGUUCGACCAGCACACGUCGAAACUACAGCGCGAUUUGCAGGACUCGCAGCAGCAGCUGCUUGAGGAGCAGCAGACGCGCCUGCGCCUUGCCAUGGAGGUGGACAGCAAAGACGUAGAAAUCGAGCAGCUAAAAGAGAAACUCGCGGCGCUGACCAGCGAAACGGCUUCUCAAUCGUCGGCCGACGCGGAAGACGGCGAAACGGAACAGACCCUCGAGGGCUGGCUGUCUGUGCCCUUCAAGCAGAACAUCCGCCGCCAUGGAUGGAAGAAGCAAUACGUCGUGGUUUCCUCCAAGAAGAUCAUAUUCUACAACUCGGAGAAUGACAAGCAGAAUACUACGGAUCCUGUCAUGAUAUUGGACUUGAGCAAAGUGUUCCACGUGCGCUCGGUGACGCAGGGCGACGUGAUCCGCGCCGACGCGAAGGACAUCCCGCGCAUAUUCCAGCUGCUAUAUGCGGGCGAGGGCGAAGCACGCCGCCCAGGGGACCCGCAAGAUGCGCCGCCCGAUGCCCAGGACCACGCCGGCAACACGGUGCAGCAUAAAGGCCACGACCUGGUGAACAUUACGUACCACAUCCCGACGGCGUGCGAGGUGUGCCCGCGCCCGCUGUGGCACAUGUUCCGCCCGCCGCAGGCCUACGAGUGCAGGCGGUGCCGUAUGAAGAUCCACGUGGAGCACAUCAACGAGGGCGAGGGCGUGGCGGCGUGCAAGCUGCACGCGAACCGCGCGCGCGAGCUGUUACUACUGGCGCCCGCCGCGCCCGAGCAGCGCCGCUGGGUGGCCCGCCUCGCGCGCCGCGUGCAGCGCUACGGGUACCGCGCCGCGCACCACACCAACCACGACCACACCAAGCUGUCGCCCCGAGAUUCGAUGCGGUCGAACUUAAAGGCGGCGUACAUGAACGCGUCCCAGCGGAGCUCCACGUUGCCCGCCAACGCGUCCAUCCCGCGCCAGUGACCAGCCACCAGGUACCAGACACCCGCCAGGUACCAGACACCCGCCAGGUACCAGACACCCGCCAGGUACCAGACACCCACCAGGUACCAGACACCCACCAGGUACCAGACACCCACCAGGUACCAGACACCUACCAGGUACCAGACACCCGCUCCGGGACACGCGACUCUGUUCUCUACGACGCUCGCAAUAACGCCCAUCACACCCGCGUGAUUUACACACCGAUUCAUUUCGUUGCCACAUUAUUUUUGAUAGUUUAGCUACUUUGUACUAACGCUAUCAGUCGCAUGGAGUUUGAUUAACACGAUCUACGCCGGUUAAGAAUCGGAUCGCGUANAUCGCCAAUCGAGUCGGCUGUUUUUUUCUCUUGCUCUUACAAUAACGAAUGAGCAUGAGAUCGACCUGAGUUCGCGAUCAUUUUUAUCAGCUUUAGUUCAACUCAGACGUUACAAGCGUCAGAGCAACGUGUGGUGCAUAGUUUAAUGUUUUAUUUUUGGAUCUAAUACAUAAUUUGCCUAUUAAAGGUAGGUACCAUUGAACGCUUUUUGAGAUCCCUUCUUUGCGUGUGUUUAUUGGAAUUGGAAUUGUUGUAAUAUACGGAAUUGUUGAUAUUAUGGACUUACAAGGAAAAUUUCACUUAUCAGUGGAACAUGGAAAGCAGAUGCUAGAAUCGUCAUUUCUUAUUUUGAGAUUAUGAAACUUGAUAUUCUGUAAAGACUUACCAGUUUUAUCGUGUAAAAUUUGACAAUGUCUUGUUGAAACCAGUAAAAAUUGGAUAAGGCUAAUUUAUACGACAUCAACCACAUCAUGAUGACGUACCUUUGCUUAUGAGAAUUCUUUUUGUGAUUUCAGCCCAUUACAUUGAAAUCAUAAGUUAUAGAAAAUAUUUAUGUAAUAGAUUUCUGCCUAUGAGUCAUAACCUAUGGCCUGAUAUUACCUAAGAACAGUCAAUGUUAGGUAAUAAUAGUUUUAUUGAAAUGCGAAGUGACUUGAACGUAGUGAUAUUUUAAAGGAAUUGUCAUAUAUUUUUUUCGAGAAGUUAUUUGAUUGUUGUAAUUGAAAAUUUAUCGUACUUCUAUUUGGUUCAAAUAUGAAGUUACUGUAUCACAUGGUUACGUUUUGUGUGAGCACUAAAACAUAUAACAUAAAUGUUGAAUGAAUCGUGUAAAUAUUAGUUACAUUAAUAAUGUUGAUAUUAUAGUUUGUUCGCUUGUACGGUAAUAUGCGCGUGCCGAAGACGCGACUUGUUUUGCCACUGGCGGAGUGCUUUUGUUUGCGUGGGGCGGUAGGCGUGUUAAAACAGGCUUCUUUCAUGCGCAUGCGCAUUCUGGUGACGAGCGCGACACGAACGAACGAAACUAGGUUAUACACUUGUCAAAUUAAUAGCUUUUAUAUCCCGAAAUGUUAACGAAUACUUUAUUUCUUUUUUUUACGCACGUUAUGUAAGUUUAGUCUGCGACACUGUGCUUUAGAAGCAGCUUCUGUAACCGCAUUAGACUGUUAGAAUUUAAAUGUUAUGGUAAAGUGGAAUUAUAAUUUUUUACAAACAUUUAGUAGCCAGGCGAGCAUUUCCCAUGAAAAUUAUUUUGGUAGGUAUGUUUUUUAUGAUUUACUUGAAUUUAUUUUUUUAUUAACAAGUUAAGCAUUUCUCAAUGAUAAAUACAUGAGCGAUUUACUUGCAAUAAACCCCAGUUAUAAUAAAAUCUGUUGCUAGAUAUUGAAAUGGAAUUGAAUGUCAUAUCACAGUACAAUUUGCUCAGCAAAAGAUAGAGAGAGAAAAAAGACAUUUUAUAGCAACAAGAAAAAGUUUGUGCGAGAAAGGGACCUAAUUAAAACAAUAUUAUGUACCUAUGAAUUUAAACACUUUUUCUACUACAUGCACUGUUUUACACGUUUAACGUCAAUAGAUAGAUUUGUAGUUAAUGCAAUCGUUCAGGAAUUGAAUUUAAGAAUAUUUAAAUGAUAUUUACACAACUGCACUAGUUCAGGGGUUUCACGUCGGCACUUGUUGUUUCUUAUGUAAAAAAAAAUCUUACUAAAUGUAUACCACUGCAACUGUUAUUCAGUUUCCCGGGAACUUACUAGUUAUAAGUACAGUGCAUGACGCGUUUUUGUUUGCAAACUAACGAAGAACAGUGCCAUAUUUUUUUUGUAGUAGACCUCCUAUAGUUGCUCAAAUGAUAAAUCAUCCGCAUGUUACUUAAUCAAAUAAGACUCGGAAGGGCUUCCUUGUUUCUCAUGAUCAAUUAUCUCUAAUGAAUUCGAAUAUACGUUAGAUUUGAGCGUAUAAUUAUAUCUCAAUUACUCAUGAUCAAUUAUAUGAAGUUAAGCAGCCUUAUGUAUCUGCAUUAUUUAGUCAUUGAGUAAAGAGCUUAAUAGUGUCGCCGUUGAUAAUAAAACCUUUAAAAUGUACAUAUUAUGAACCCUCGUGGAAUGCAAGCAUUUGAAGCAAUAAGAUGAUAUCCGUCUUGUUAUUAUUAUACUCUCUAAUAUCAUUGUGAUAGUAAAUUAUUGUGUUUGUAUUUGUCAACCUCACAAUAUUGGUGCCAAAUUGCUUAUUCAUCAACUACAGUUCAGUAUCUGCUGUUACAUUUUAAAUUGUACAACUGUCGUUCGGAUAAAUUCCUCUGCUUCAAUGGUUGUGUCAAUAACCAAUAUUAGAGAGCUUAAUCUAUGUAAAUGUACUACCUAUAGGUUAUAAUGUACAUAUUUAAUGUCAAAAACACCAUUUUUACUAGAAAUCUUGUAAAGUUAUGUACAAUAAGACAUUUAAGUUGUGAUUUUGAAGUACAAAACGUGUUGUGAGUUCAUUCCGUUUCACAACUUUAAACUUUUAUAUCCAAUGCACGGUUCACGGACUCGAUAUUAUAACAAAUAGUCUCACAUUUUGCUACUACACAUCUUGAAAUGUUUAAUAUACAUGUCAGUUAGGACAAACGUAGCACUUGAAUUUGUGUUUCAACAUUUACUUUACACAUAACGUUAGCUGAAGAAAGCUAAAUGCUUAUCGAGUUAAUAAAGUGUAGGGCCUUAUGCGAAUAAAAUGUCUGUCCGUGAAGUGAACACUUCUGGAGCCAUUCUCUUCUAGCCUGUUGGAAGAGAAAGGAACAGAUAAUCUUGUAAGUCAAAUAAUGUAUCAAUCCUAAAUUCAUGAAGACGUGAUCUUACAAAGAUCAUUCUAUAAUGAUAUUCUGUUGGAAUUAUAAAGACGUCUAUGGAUGCUUCUACAAGCCAAAGUUAUCCUGUAACGUCCUCAUGCGAACGUUUUGAAAAUCACAAAAGAUUGAUGUACGGACCGUGGCUUGUAGGUGCUUCUGGAUAAACUCUAUCAUGAUGUGAGGGGCAGAUGACCGGUUCGUAUACGCGAAGGCUCUGGAUAGCUGUGAUAUAGACGUGUUUACAACACCCGUGGUGCUAAAGGGAAGCAGGCCUCAGACGCAUUGUUUUAGUGGUUCUUGUUAUUAUCAUAUACAUAAUGCUGUUUAUUAUUGCUCUACAACACUGUUUACAUUCCUACAAUGAAAGCUAUGUUGAUUUUGUUUAUGUUAGUUUUAUAUUGACUCAGGUUCAGCUCUGUGGCUUGCCCAGUUGUCGCUUUUAAUAUGUUUAGAUGUAAGUUCAAACAAUCUCUUUUCAUCCAUGUACUGACAUACGAAUUUCAAAACUACGUACUUAAGUGUUUUGCAAUCAUCAUAGCUUUAUGCUUAUUUUUGAGAUGCAUUUUUAAAUUAUAUUUUUAUUAGGGCAGCUAUUGCAUUGUUCGUGUUAUUUCAUUCCAUAUUGUAUCAUACGUGACUUCUAAUUGUGUUGCAAGUGUUCGAAAAUGGUUAAUUGCCAAAGAAACAAAAAUCAGACUUAACAAAAUGUUUUCAGUUUAUUUGAAGUUAUUUUAGUCUACGUUAUUCUUUGCGCGAUUUUCAUUAAUAAAUUAAUGUAUUAUUAAUAAUUAAAAUAUUGUUAUCUUCUAUUACUACUAUGCAUAAUUUUAAACCUGAUUUUAUGAUAUGACACUUCUAGGGAGUAUUUUUAUUCCGCGUUAACGUUAUAAGCGGUUAUAAUACUAUGUAGAAAUACUCCCAAAUUGUCUUAUGGUAUACAUUAAAUAAUGGACAAUGUAAAAUCAUAAUUAUGUAAAUUAUUUAUUAUUAAAUUACAUCAUUUCUUAUAAUAUUUUUUUAUUUAUCAUGCUAAAAUUGUAAGUUCCUAACUAGCUAGCUCUUCAUGUAAAGACAAACAUCACGAGUAGCUGCGCGCUCAUGUAGUUCAUU
This is a messenger RNA of Ostrinia furnacalis (Asian corn borer), 8779 nucleotides long. RefSeq names its product Rho-associated protein kinase (gene rock1). Gene Ontology annotation, cellular component: cytoplasm; cytoskeleton. The coding region runs from base 444 to 4511 and encodes 1355 amino acids. NCBI's taxonomy places the organism in Eukaryota, Metazoa, Arthropoda, Insecta, Lepidoptera, Crambidae. Gene Ontology annotation, molecular function: ATP binding; Rho-dependent protein serine/threonine kinase activity; small GTPase binding. The transcript is spliced from 13 exons. The record is from RefSeq and is a predicted model, not a curated record. Gene Ontology annotation, biological process: peptidyl-threonine phosphorylation; embryonic morphogenesis; mitotic cytokinesis.